AUGUCCACCCAAAACUUAGUUCAAUAUAUUAUUGUUCGCACAGACCUUAAAGCAUCGCUAUCAUGGUCCGUAGGUUCUAUUAUCGCUCAGGCCUGCCAUGCAUCUACUGCAGCUCUAUACAAGUACAAUGAGGUGGAAGAUACGAAGGCCUAUGUUUCUGACCUUGAUAACAUGACAAAAGUAAUAUUGGGUGUGCCCGGUGAGGUUCAACUAGCUAAGCUCGCCGAGAAACUGGAGAACAACAAUAUAGAGUUUGUGCUCUGGUGUGAGAAACCCGAAAAUAUUCUUACUGCGAUCGCACUCCGUCCUUAUAACAGAAAGAUGGUUAAGAAACAUCUUUCCGAAUGUCAGCUAUUUACAUGA
Molecule: messenger RNA, 363 nt
Organism: Rodentolepis nana
Lineage: Eukaryota; Metazoa; Platyhelminthes; Cestoda; Cyclophyllidea; Hymenolepididae
Source: the annotation of a GenBank genome assembly